This is a messenger RNA of Colletotrichum godetiae, 327 nucleotides long. RefSeq names its product histone 4. Bases 1 to 327 code for a protein of 108 amino acids. NCBI's taxonomy places the organism in Eukaryota, Fungi, Ascomycota, Sordariomycetes, Glomerellales, Glomerellaceae. Gene Ontology annotation, molecular function: DNA binding; protein heterodimerization activity; structural constituent of chromatin. The transcript is spliced from 2 exons. The record is from RefSeq and is a predicted model, not a curated record. Gene Ontology annotation, biological process: nucleosome assembly.
AUGAAUAAGCCUUCGACCUAUGCUAGCCCUGUGUCUCGUUACAAGUUCGGCGCGUUUGGCGCUAAACGCGGAAGCAAAAUCUUCAAGGAUAACAUCAGAAGUAUUGGUAAGCCAGACAUACGUCGAUUAGCUCGUCGUGGUGGCGUGAAGCGAAUUAGUUACGAUGUCUACAAUGAAGCUCGCGCCGCGAUGAUGUUAUUUCUAGAGAAUAUCAUUCGCAGCGCAGUCAUGUAUUGCGAUCAUGCAAACCGCCGGACAAUCACGUCGCUAGAUAUCGUUCAUGCGUUGAAAUUGCACAAGAGGGUAUUAUAUGGGUACGGCCACUAA